This is a messenger RNA of Stylophora pistillata, 868 nucleotides long. Its product is annotated as biogenesis of lysosome-related organelles complex 1 subunit 6. Gene Ontology annotation, biological process: intracellular transport. Gene Ontology annotation, cellular component: transport vesicle; BLOC-1 complex. The record is from RefSeq and is a predicted model, not a curated record. NCBI's taxonomy places the organism in Eukaryota, Metazoa, Cnidaria, Anthozoa, Scleractinia, Pocilloporidae.
CUAGUUGUCGGAAGGUAAUCCAUUUUGCUUUCGUUCAGGAGGAUCGAGCAAAACAUUGAAUUACUGUUUUCAGAAAGAUGAGUGAUAACUGUGCGGUUAAAGAUGCGGAGACUAGAGAGAAAAAUCAUCACAGCGAAAGCAAUCUGACAGAAACUCUGACUGAUGGUUUUCUGGAUGCUUUCGUUCCCAGUUUGGAGAAUCUGAAAGAACGCCUUGGGGAACUAACACAAAAUCAAGGAAUUUUAAUUGAAACUAUGCAACAGGAAAAUGCAAAGUUUGCAGAAUGUCAUUCAGCAAGAAACCUCCUGGUCAUGCUUUCUUAUGUUCGAACUUAUCAUUCCAAGCUCACUAAAAUCCAACAUGAUAUGGAUGUAAUUGAAGACAGGGUUGUCAGAUUGCAGAAGAGAGCGAUGAAACUGAAAUCACAAAAGGAGAAAGAAGAACGUAACAAAGUUGAAGCACAAGAACGACAGUUAGAACUGGAACGACAACUCACCGCUAAAUUGGCAUCAGACCAUCCACAGUAGCAAGUUGUAGGACUGUGUGUGGCAAAAUACUAUAACUUAAAAUUUAUUGGUACUGCAAGAUCAAGAACACGGUUGAAUUAAGGACUACUGAUUAUCAGAGAUUGGUUCAAAUAAAAGGAAGCCACAUGACCAAAGGUUUAAAAAGACACUGACAUUGGGAAACGUCGCUCAGACAAACCGUCAGUGUAUGUCGAGAUCAGUAAAAAAUAGAAGAUGUUAAUUUACCUUUACCUUUAUAGAGCAUUUAAGCCAGAAUUUUGAAACAGGCAGGGGUGUACUCAUCUUAUAUUUACUAUAGAGUAAAAGCAGACUAAAAGAAAACAUGUUUAAGCAGAACACAA